Molecule: messenger RNA, 4576 nt
Organism: Daktulosphaira vitifoliae (grape phylloxera)
Lineage: Eukaryota; Metazoa; Arthropoda; Insecta; Hemiptera; Phylloxeridae
Exons: 2
Coding region: 1301-2113 (270 amino acids)
Source: RefSeq, a predicted model, not a curated record
ACAAAGUUGACCCCCCUCCAAGGCAUAAGGAAUGAACUUAAAAAGUAUAACAUAGUUAAAAAUUCAAGAAUAAUGUGUAACUAAAGAUAAUAAAAAAAAAAAAAAUGUUUAAAUUAUUAUUAUUCUGCAAGUUAUUGAGUGGGUUAUGAUAAAAAAAUCAUCCUGUAUACUAGGGUGCUACUUAUUCAUACAUGAUGAUUUUUUUUUUGUAAUUCUUAUGAGCGCCGGUCAAAAUUUUAUUAGAAAUACCAUAAAUAUAAAUCAUGUUAAGUUUCAGCCCAUUUGAACUACUUUAACACGUGCCGAUUUGAGUUUAAAGUUUUGUGUAAAUUCGUAAAAUCCGUUAUUUUGACAUAUAAUCGUUACAAUUUUCAUUUUACAAAAAUUUUUAUAGAACAAUAAAUGUAGUACAAAACACGUUUAAAAAAAAUGAUCUCUUAAUAUUUUUUUAUAAAGUGAACUCAUUCUCAGAAAAAUAACAAAAUAUGUGCGAUUUCGCGUAUUAUAGAAUAAACAUAACUUUAGUGUUGUAUAGUUUUUUUUUUUUUUUUUAUAGCCUUUAUUAUAAUGUGUUGUAUAGUUAUAUUUUUAAUACGGUUUCUUAUUUAUAAACGACAAUAAAAUUUUUGUUAUUAUUAUGAACAUCAUUUUAAGUUUAAGUUAAAAUUUAUAAAUGUCACUUUUAUCACAUAUACUGACUCAUAAAAUAGUAAUCUCGGGAAUCGUUGAAUUGUCCAAGUACGAUAAUAAUCAUACAUGUGCAAUAUUCGGAUUCUUUUAUUUUACAUUUACCGUGUACCUCUAACGUUAUCUAAAUGGAACUAUUUUGAUCCAAUAAAGUAAUUGUAAAUAGAAUCAUUACCAUUUAUUGAACAUUAUUUCUCUUGAUGUCAUACUUAUUGUUGUCUAGUUAGGUUUAAGAGUUGUUUGUAAAUCAGUAAAAGUAUUUUUAUUUUAAGUUUUUUUUGCGGGGGUUUUAUUAUUUAAUUAAUUAAAAUGCCACUUCGUGAAAAAAAUUUUAUAAUCAGCCACAUGGAACAUCAAAUCACGGGAAGUAAAUUACCAUCUAGAGGAGAUUGUUUAAAAGUUUUAAUGUAUAAUAGGAGAUUUACAAAAUUAAAUUUAAACGAAAGUGCUGCUGUAGUUAUAGAAGAAUGUUUAGUUUUUUGGAAGACAGCUCGAAUACCGACUCAAGAACCUCAUAAAUGUAAAGACAAGUUGAAAAAGUUGUAAUGAAGAAUGGAGAUCAUUAACAAAAAAUGCCAAAAAAAUUUCUGAAAAUUUAAGAAAAAAAGAAAAUAUGUUUUUAGAAAAAAUCAAUGAUUUAUUUGAUAUAGCCCACCAAAACGCACUCGAAUUGAUUAAAAUUGAAGAAGAUAGGCUAUUUUUAAAUAAACAAAGAGAAAAAGGACGUCCAGGUUCAAUGUUGGGAGUAGAUAGAAAACUAAGUCGGAUUGAAAAACGAAAAUUUACUCGUGAAGAAGAGAUUAACACUAGGCGUGAAAAGUAUUUAAAUACGCCGUCUACGUCAACUGGAAUUAUACAUUAUUCAGAUUUUGAUGAAUGCGAUAUUCAUGUAAAAUUAAAUGAAGAAAAAAACAUUCAAAAUAUUAGAGACGGUAUAAUUGAUGAUUUUGAGUCAGUAAUGGAGUUUGAAAAUGAAGAAAAAAUUCCAAAUUCUGAAGUUGAUACAGUUGUAAUACCUAAACGAGCUCGUAAAGAAAUUUUAACACCACGAUUAGCUGCAGUACUUGAUAAGUGUAAAAUAAGUGAGAGAGAUACGGUCCAUUUACUUACAGCUUUUUUGGAUGCAGUUUCAUUAGAUUCAGCUGAUUAUAUAACUAAUCGUACAUCUAUCCGUAAAGCAAGAGAUGAUUAUCGAAGAACUUACUAUGAAAAGGUAAGAAAAAAUUAUUUAAGUAUAGAGAAAGAUGUUGUAACAAUACAUUGGGACACAAAAUUAUUAAGUAACAUUAUUGGACAAAAAGUCGAUAGAUUAGCAGUAAUUGCAACAUCCCAUGCAGUUGACAAACUUUUAGGAGUACCAGAAAUACCCGCUGGAACUGGUUUAGAAAUAUGCUCCGCUAUUUAUGAAGUUAUUGAUAGCUGGUGAUUGAUAAAUAAUAUUCAAGCGUUUGUUUUUGAUACAACAGAAUCUAACACUGGGAAAUUUAUAGGUGCUUGUUCCUUAUUAGAAAGAAAAAUUGAACGAGAUAUAUUAUUUUUCGGUUGUCGUCAUCAUAUAUACGAAAUAAUAUUAUCAACAGUUUUUACGAUUUGUAAAGUAAGUGUCAUGUCAGGACCUGAAAUUCCGCUAUUUAAAAAAUUUAAAAAUCAGUGGGAUACCAUUAUAAAAACCCAGCACAGGGGGGUCGAGGAACAGUGGUGAUGUGGCAUAGGUGGAUCAAGUAUAAUGAUAUCUGAUUGUGAUUAAAAUCACUAUAAAAAAAAAACGCUUCGAUGCAAAUCUUUAGAUAGUGUUUAAUUUUAAAAAAUUGGUGGAUUAUUCCAAAAGUAACAUGAUCUGCUAGUUCGUUAUUAAUAUCCUGAUUCAGAUAAAGUAUAUCGAAUGAAAAAGGGAUUAUUAAAAAAUAUUAUUUCUCAUAAAAAAAUUGUGUGGAUCCAUAAACUUUUCAAUAAGUUAUAGCAAUAUAAAGUUAAAUAUUAUAUAAAUAAUAAAAUCGAGAAUUUUCACACAAAAAUAGCAUUCGAUAGCUAUUUUCACCAUGAAGACAAAAUAAAGUCCAGAGGUCAAAUUUUUUUUUUUCAAAUUAAAGUAUAUUACAUUAGCUUUAAUUUAAGAUAUAUAUAAAAGUGUCAGACCUUCCGGAACAUUUUCAAAAGUUAAGUUGAAAAAGUUAAUUUUUUGUGAAAAAGUUGUCAUUUUAAAUCCCCCCCUGUGGGCAGGUUAAGUGUCAAAUUUACAAAAAAAAUAUACCAAAUGAUAGGUAAAGACAUCAAGCAUCUAUAAAAAAAAAAUUAUAUUCAUACGUUCAUUUUUGAAAAAGUUACGGCAGUUUUUAGUAAAAAAAAAUUGAAAAAUUUUCGAAAAUUAGCGAUUUUUAAAUUUGUAAUUUUUUUGGAGGUUUCCCCCAUUUACGGGGAACGAGGAAAAUUUUUUCAAUUUUGAAGGGUAAUGUCUUCGACUAGAUACGAUUUGUGAUCUUUUGACUUAUCGUUGAAUGUUCCGGAAGGUCUGACACUUUUAUAUAUAUCUUAAAUUAAAGCUACUGUAAGAUGCUUUAUUAUGAAAAAAAAAAAUUUCGGACUUUAUCUUAUCUUCACGGUGAAAAUGGCUACCGAAUGCUAUUAUUGUGUGAAAAUUCUCAAUUUUAUUUUUUACAUUUUUAACUUUAUAAAGCUAUAACUUAUUGAAAAGUGUAUUGAUCAAUGUAAUUUUUUUAUGGGAAAUACUAUUUUUUAAUAAACCCUUUUUCAUUCGACAUACUUUAUCUUAAUCGAGAUAUUAAGGAACCAGCAGAUCAAGUAGCUUUUGGAAUAAUCCACCAAUUUUUUAAAAUUAAACACUAUCUAAAGAUUUGCAUCGAAGUGUUUUUUAUGAUAGUGAUUUUAAUCACUGUCAGAUAUCAUUAUACUUGAUCCAUCUAUGCCACGUCACCACCGUGCCGCGACCCCCCUGUGCUGGGUUUUUUUUGGGGGCUGUUCUUCCAGAAGGAAUAAAAUUUUAAAAACCAGGAGUAUACCAUUUAGCACGUUGGAUGGCUAAAGGUAUAUACGGCCUAAAAAUUUUCUUAUUUAGAAAUCAUUUUAAGUUAACUAAACUUGAGGAAAAUUCUCUCGCAGAACUUAAUUGCUUUAUUAUAAAAUGUUACGCUGUGAACUGGUUUACUGCCUCAAACAGUGAAAUAGCUCUUUUAAAUGACAUCAGAUUUUUAAAAAAAUUGCAUGAAUAUUCUAAAAUGAAUAAAGAUAUUUCUGAAGCUACUAUUAGAAAAUUUUUAAAUCAUUUAUAUUAUUUGAAUGAAGAAUGUUUAUCUUUUGCAUUAUUCGAUCAAAGAGUAGACGAUGAUACAAAAUUGAAAAUGGCUAAAAAAUUAUGUGAAGACAUCUUCGAUGAAGAAGAUGAAAUAGAAGAAGAGAUUGAGACCCCCAAAAAACUAAUUUUAAAAAAGGUGACAUUCCAUUUAUUUUUAAUGAUGACGAUAAAACUAUUUUAGUUAAACUUAUUAGUAAAAAAUCUCUAAAGAUGUUUAAAAGAUUCAAUAUAAAUAGUGAUUUUUUAAAAACUCAUCCCAACACGUGGAAUAAUUCAGCUAAUUAUAAAUAUGGCGAGGAAAAAAUUAAAAAACUUAAAGUUGUCAACGAUGGAGCAGAAAGAGGAAUUAAACUUAUUGAGGAAUUUGAUCAUAAAAUUACAAAAAAUGAAGAGCAAAAACAAUUUCUUCUGCAGGUAAAUAACAUUAGUUAAUAGUUUUGAUAAUAAAUAAAGCUAUUUAUUUUUAAUUUUUAGACUAUACAAGAUUAUCGUGAAAAAUGUCCGAAUCCAUCUCUAAAUGUUCUUAAAAAAAACCUCUGAUUUUUUUUAUUUAAUAUUAUUUAUUUUUUAUUUUUUUAA